AUGACGCGAACGAGCAGGGACCUCUGCAAAUUCGUCUGCAGCAAGUGCAACAAUUUUGUUUACCUGAACGAAGCGUGCAACUUGGUAUUCAAAAAAACAUACCCCGAGUACGCCAAAAAAUAUUAUGACAUGAAUGAGCUAAGUAAAGAACGGGACAGCAGCACAGGUCCACCACUCCACCUUCUUGACAAUCUCUACAGACAGAUUUAUAGUAAUGGAUUUUGUGGGGUUAACAAACAAAAGAACGAUUUUGCGAACAAGGAUGGUCUCAAAAAAGUGUUGCAAUUUCUAAACAGGGGCAAUAUAAAAUGUACCAAGUGUAGCGCGGCGAACAUGUGGCACCUUAAGUAG
This is a messenger RNA of Plasmodium inui San Antonio 1, 351 nucleotides long. RefSeq lists its product as hypothetical. Lineage: Eukaryota; Apicomplexa; Aconoidasida; Haemosporida; Plasmodiidae. Bases 1 to 351 code for a protein of 116 amino acids. The transcript has a single exon. The record is from RefSeq and is a predicted model, not a curated record.